CAUCAUACGCGGCUUAACCGCCUUCCCUCUUUGUCGCCCCUUGGCUCUCGCAAAGGGCAACAGGCAGCGACGAAUCAAACGCCAUUUUUUCGGGCCUCUUUAUCCUGUGACUCUUUCCGUGGUUGCGCGGAUCCGAUCCUCCUCCCUCUCUGAUCUCUACUCCCCAUCCCUUCUCUUUGUCUCUGGAACGCAACUAAGAAUCCCAUCACCGGAAAGAAACCCUAGUUUUCUGAUUCCAUUUUCGAGCUCGGAGAGGCGAAGCGACGAGGAGGUGGGAAAGAUGAACGACGCCGAUGUGUCGAAGCAGAUCCAGCAGAUGGUCCGGUUCAUCCGGCAGGAGGCCGAGGAGAAAGCUAAUGAGAUCUCGGUCUCCGCCGAAGAGGAAUUCAAUAUAGAAAAACUGCAGCUAGUUGAAGCAGAGAAAAGAAAGAUCCGACAAGAAUAUGAACGCAAGGAAAAACAGGUGGAAAUUCGCAGGAAAAUUGAGUACUCAAUGCAGCUGAAUGCAUCACGCAUCAAAGUUUUGCAAGCCCAAGAUGAUCUUGUAAAUUCAAUGAAGGAGGCUGCUAGCAAGGAGCUUUUGCGUGUUUCUAAUGAUUCAAAGGCCUAUAAAAAGCUUUUGAAAGGACUGAUGGUCCAGAGCUUACUGCGCCUGAAAGAGCCAUCAGUUUUGCUGCGUUGCAGGGAGGUUGACCGUAAACUGGUAGAGUCUGUUUUGAAUGAGGCUAAACAAGAGUAUGCAGAUAAAGCAAACGUUCAUGCACCAAAAAUUACUGUUGAUAAUGUGUAUCUUCCACCACCUCCAACUGACAAUGAGAUUCAUGGAACUUUUUGUAUAAGGACAUAUGGUCAUUAAGAGGAAGGAGUGCCGUACAUGGUUGGUGGUGUUGAGGGGAGAAAAUGUGUCGAUCUUUUAUAAGGGAUUUUAGGGGGAGGGAGUUUUCAACAAUUGGAAACGUGGAGUAAGCACCCACUUAUAAUGAAAUAUGUGUAUCCACCGUUAAUGAAUGCCCAGGGUUUGCCCAUUAGCAUUUCCCUUUUUAGCCUAUUCUUCUUUCCAUUUUGAUGUUCAUUUUUGCAGUGCAGUAAAUGCUGGUUUGCCCUGUAGUGUAUAAAAAGAAAACAUGGCAAAUAUGAAGUGGUGUUGCAAGGCAUCGUGAUUCAUAACAUUUGAAAAAGAAGAUGAUACCAAUCCUCAAACCCUUGACCAAAAUAUUAGGUGUGAAGAUCCUGGCCACCCAGGAAGAAGGGGUGAUUGGCGAUUAUUGACUAUCAGAAUUCCAAGCACAAAAGAAUAGAAUUUCUGCUAUAAGAUAGAAUAAUGGUAACGCAUGUUAUUAUCUAAAAGCUCUAAUAUUAGAGCAUACUUCAUUUGAGCGAUCCUCUGACAGUCUAUGUGAUCUUACAGUCUGAACCUGCAGAAUGAGUUCUCAUUCCUGACUUGCUUAUUAUGGGGUAAAUCUUUCUGAAACAGCAUUGGUGUUAGUCAGUGGUCUGUUCUGAUCUUUCCUGCAGCAUCUGUUUUUUAACUAUGGGGGUUUCUAUGCUUGUCAUGCUUUACUUCUUUUUUUCUUAAGUGCUUGACUUUGUUCGGUGAAAAGUAUCGCCCAGCCGAUGAAAUUUCUUUUGGCUUUACACAUCCUUAUGGGAUUUUAGUCGAGCACAAAUUGAA
Elaeis guineensis (African oil palm) is the source of this 1672-nucleotide messenger RNA. Its product is annotated as V-type proton ATPase subunit E. Gene Ontology annotation, biological process: proton transmembrane transport. The record is from RefSeq and is a predicted model, not a curated record. Gene Ontology annotation, cellular component: proton-transporting two-sector ATPase complex, catalytic domain. Lineage: Eukaryota; Viridiplantae; Streptophyta; Magnoliopsida; Arecales; Arecaceae. Gene Ontology annotation, molecular function: proton-transporting ATPase activity, rotational mechanism.